CUCGAAUUUUUUAUAAAUCUCACAACAAAUUAGAAGAAAAUUCAAGUACACACAAACAUUUUAGAUUUCGCAACAUGUCGCAGGCACGUUUUUCGGACGAUGACGAGCUGCCAAAGCUGGAGUCAAUAAUCAAUGCGCUGAAGUGUGAACAGACCGGCCACAUCAUGGAGGCAAUUCUGCUGUACGAGGAGAGCAUCUACAAGCUGAAUCAGAUGGCCACCGCCGAGCCAAACAAGAAGCAGCUCUGCGGCAAGUAUUUAAAGAUGUAUGAGGCGCGAGCCAAACAGUUGCGCGAUCAGGUGAAGACACAUCUGCAUUCAAGCAAGAUGCUGGAUCGCAUUAGCAUUGAGCGGGACGCACGGGGGCGCAGUUAUCAGCGCCUUUUUGGACCCUACCUGGAUGACAAUGUGAAGGAGGCGCAUCUGAAUGAGCCGCAUCUUACAGAGCAGAAUCAUUUCAAAAACUUGCUGAACUUCUUUGAGGUGCUGGUGAAGAACUGCCGCUAUCUAAAGUAUAUACGACUGACUACACGCCCGGAUCCGGUAGUGCCGCAAAAUCAGAUACACAUAUUGCAAAAGAUACGCGCCGAUCUCGGCACCGGAAACAUACACAUGAACUUUCAAUUGGACGAUACGCUUCACGAUCGCAAGAUUGUGCUUAGCUCGGGCGUGGUCAUUAAAAUAGGACGAGGAUUGCACUAUUUCGAGCCGCAGGACAAUGAAUACACCCUGGGUCAGUGCGACUUUGACUUCCGCAAGUGUUUAGCUACCGAGGUGGAUAUUUGGAAGUGUCGUGCAUUUGCAAAGAAGCCAAAGGAAUUGCGCGAUCGCGACGAAUACCACGAAUCGAGUCUGAAAGAGGAACACGACCGCUCCAGCGCCAUAGCACGCGCCUACUCCAGUGAAUAGAAGAAAAUGCUGUCAGAGAGAUUUGAUCUCGACCGCAGGACAUGCCAAUCAAAAUUCUAGUGCAAAACCGAAUAUUGUGGUAUUUAGAUGAGAAACAAUAAAUAUACAUAUACAACCAAAAAUCAAA
Molecule: messenger RNA, 1035 nt
Organism: Scaptodrosophila lebanonensis
Lineage: Eukaryota; Metazoa; Arthropoda; Insecta; Diptera; Drosophilidae
Product: MIT domain-containing protein 1
Exons: 1
Coding region: 75-908 (277 amino acids)
Source: RefSeq, a predicted model, not a curated record